Messenger RNA from Mesorhabditis spiculigera, 306 nucleotides. Lineage: Eukaryota; Metazoa; Nematoda; Chromadorea; Rhabditida; Rhabditidae. The record is from the annotation of a GenBank genome assembly.
AUGACUUCCGCCGAAAAAGCCCUGAUUGGGUCCCGACGCGACGAGGCUACGGUGGUUCUGACAGCUGAAGAUAAAUUCCUGAUCGUCGAUGUGCCGGAGUUGCAGCAGGAACUCACCAUCUAUCAAAAAACGAUCCUCAACGGCUCCGAGGCCUUCCUGAAGAGCCAAAUGAAACCGGUGGUGAUCAUCGCCAAACGGCCGAGCCCGCGCGGCAGCGCGUUAAGGGGAGGAGUGAAACUUCCGGUGAUCCCUUCGAUCUCGAUGCUGCACGACGACUUGCCGUUUGGGACAGAAUUCUUCAAGCAG